Abrus precatorius (Indian licorice) is the source of this 1198-nucleotide messenger RNA. RefSeq names its product probable serine/threonine-protein kinase WNK11. NCBI's taxonomy places the organism in Eukaryota, Viridiplantae, Streptophyta, Magnoliopsida, Fabales, Fabaceae. Gene Ontology annotation, cellular component: cytoplasm. Gene Ontology annotation, molecular function: ATP binding; protein serine/threonine kinase activity. The transcript is spliced from 3 exons. The record is from RefSeq and is a predicted model, not a curated record. Gene Ontology annotation, biological process: intracellular signal transduction; protein phosphorylation. The coding region runs from base 65 to 964 and encodes 299 amino acids.
ACUUUAUUUUCAUAUUGGUGCUUCUUCAGCUUCUCUUUUCUUCAAAAAGCAAUUGGUUUUCCUCAUGAUGCCGAGUAUUAAGCCUGAUCCAUCAGACAAAGAUUCAGAACCAUUUGUUGAGAUUGAUCCAACUGGAAGAUAUGGCAGAUACAGUGAACUGUUGGGAUCUGGUGCUGUGAAAAAAGUUUACAGAGCAUUCGAUCAAGAAGAAGGAAUAGAGGUAGCUUGGAACCAAGUGAAACUAAGGAACUUCAGUGAUGAUCCUGCCAUGGUGGAUAGGCUUUACUCAGAAGUGAGAUUGCUCAGAAGCUUAACCGACAAAAACAUCAUUUCCCUUUACAGUGUUUGGAGGGAUGAGAAGCAUAACACUUUGAAUUUCAUCACUGAGGUCUGCACAAGUGGGAAUUUGAGGGAAUAUAGGAAGAAGCAUAGGCAUGUUUCCAUGAAGGCUUUGAAGAAGUGGUCUAAGCAGAUUUUGGAAGGGUUGAAUUAUUUGCAUUUGCAUGAUCCUUGUAUCAUCCACAGAGAUCUCAAUUGCAGCAAUGUGUUUGUAAAUGGGAAUACUGGCCAGGUUAAGAUUGGUGACUUGGGUUUGGCAGCAAUUGUGGGCAAGAGUCACUCUGCUCAUUCAAUUCUUGGGACGCCUGAAUUUAUGGCACCUGAGUUAUAUGAUGAGGACUACACAGAAAUGGUGGACAUAUACUCAUUUGGAAUGUGUGUGUUGGAGAUGGUGACACUUGAGAUUCCUUAUAGUGAGUGUGACAAUGUUGCCAAGAUAUACAAAAAAGUGUCAUCAGGUGUUAGACCACAGGCAUUGAACAAGAUUAAAGAUUUUGAGGUGAAGGCCUUCAUUGAGAGGUGCCUUGCGCAGCCAAGGGCUAGACCUUCUGCUGCUGAGUUGCUCAAAGACCCCUUCUUUGAUGUUCUUGAUAAUGAAGAAAAUGAUGAUUCUGCUAGUUCAUGACAAAAAAUGUUUGAAAUCUACAUGAUAAUAUAUUAAUUCACGUAUUAUUAUUAUUAUUAUUAUUAUUAUUAUUAUUAUCUUUUACUAAAUAUUUUGAUUUAUCCCUUUUUUGAGUUGAUAAGUCAAUUUGGAGUAGGCUUGAUUACUAUGUUAUUGGUUUGAAUUUUCUUUGUUAGACUGGAAGGGUUUGAUUGGAGAUGUGUUAGUUGGGCUGUGAAAUUGUAAAAGUGUUGA